AUGACGACGACAUCGGACCCCAACCCGAUGACGACGCAGCGAGGGGCGGCGCCCCUGACGACCGUCUUCACGACGCCCGACUUCUGCAACUCCAAAUACUGGACCAACACCCUCACGCCGCCGCUGUCGAGCGUCGUGUGCAUGCCGCCGUCGUGGCACCAGCUCUUCGACUACAGCUGGGGCUUCUACUCCCCCGGCAUCUGCCCGGCCGGCUACACCGAGGGCUGCGCGUUCCCGACCUCGCUGGCUUUCACCAGCUCCAACGGCGACAUCGGCCUCGGCGGGCCCGUCAUCGCCGGCGAGACGCCGAGGCUAUGCUGCCCGACCGGCUACACCUGCUACACGGGCACGUCGGCGUACAGCAAGUGCAUAUCGACCAACCCCACGACGACAUUUUACGACAGCAACAACAAGCUGACGUCCCAGCUCGCGCUUGUUUACGCGAUCCAGGUCCGGUGGCAGGAGUCGGACCUGCCCAUCCUCCAGACGAACCCCACGGUCCCGGGGGAGACGGAUACGGCGCCCGCGACGACGGGCAGCGACACGUUAGCGACGGCAACAACAACGGCAACAGCAACGGGGAGCGCACCAACGGCGACCGGAUCGACGACGACGACGGCGGGAUCGGCCAUCGGUUCAUCCUCGGGCGGCGGCAGCGGCGGCGGUGGCGACGGCGGGAUCUCGGUGGGAACGAUGGUCGGGAUCGCGGUCGGCUCCGUCAUGGGGACGCUGCUGCUGGCCCUCGUCGGCUUCAUGAUCUGGUGGCGGAGGCGGCGGAGGCAGGAGGCCGGCGCGCGAGAGGACCACCACAACGACGGCGACGCCAAGUCGGACACGCUGGCGCUCCCGCACGGGGCGCCGUCCGGCAAGACGUCGCUGCUGGACGCCAUGUCGCCGACCACGACGGUCGUCGGGGACGCGCCGCCGCACUCGCCCGCGCCGACGCAGCUCGACUCGGCCAACGUGCUGGAGAUGGAGACCAUGGAGCGGCCGCAGGAGCUGCCCGACGACAACGAGGUCUAUGAGAUGGAGGGCGACAUGCCGGGCCCGCCGCUGUACCGCGAGAAGGAGGGGUGGCCUCUCCGUUGA
Messenger RNA from Colletotrichum navitas, 1089 nucleotides. RefSeq lists its product as uncharacterized. The coding region runs from base 1 to 1089 and encodes 362 amino acids. NCBI's taxonomy places the organism in Eukaryota, Fungi, Ascomycota, Sordariomycetes, Glomerellales, Glomerellaceae. The transcript has a single exon. The record is from RefSeq and is a predicted model, not a curated record.